Molecule: messenger RNA, 1925 nt
Organism: Lethenteron reissneri (Far Eastern brook lamprey)
Lineage: Eukaryota; Metazoa; Chordata; Hyperoartia; Petromyzontiformes; Petromyzontidae
Product: E3 ubiquitin/ISG15 ligase TRIM25-like
Molecular function (GO): zinc ion binding; protein binding
Source: RefSeq, a predicted model, not a curated record
GAAGCCAUAGAUCAUGGCAAGCAAGACUCCCAGUGAGAGUGUGGAUAGUGAGCUGUGCUGCUCCAUCUGCCUGGGCACGUUCGUCUGCCCCGCCUCGCUGAGCUGCGGACACUCGUUCUGCCUCCGGUGCCUGGAGGCAGCCUGGGAGACGGCGAGCAGCUUCAGAUGCCAGCAGUGCCGAGUGACCUUCCCUGUGCGACCCCAGCUGAGGAGGAACGUGGCCCUCGGCAACCUGGCAGAGCAGCUCAGAGUUGGAGACGGGAUGGACACGGCCGUCGUGUGUGACAACUGCAGGGACGGCCAGACUCCUGCAGUGAAGACCUGCGUGACAUGCGAGACAUCGUACUGUGCAACGCACUUGAGGCCUCACUUGGAGAAUCCCAGGUUGAGAGAACACCUCCUGGUGGCUCCCAUUGCGAACCUGGAACAGCGAAUGUGUCGGGAGCACAUACAGGAGCUCAUUCUUUACUGUGAACAAGAUGAUAGCCCGGUCUGCCCUGUCUGCCACGUCGCAGGAGACCACUCUGGGCACAGGUUCAUCACAGUGGAAAAAGCACAACAGACAAGACAGGAGAAGCUCAGAAUCAAGAAGGAGGGGAAAGAGGCGAAGAGGAACACGGCGGCGUCACGGGCACUGACACUCAGGGAUGACUACCGGCGCGUGGAGGUGUAUGUGCGUGGGACCAAGGCGCGGAUCAGCCGAGAGUUUGAGCGCCGGAGGGAGCAGCUGAGGGUGGAGGAGAGGGAGGCGCUGGAGCACGUGGACGAGGAGGGCCACUCCGUGCUGUCCCGCAUCCAGGUAGACAUCGCUCGCUACGAGAGCAAAGCACGCGGCCUGGAGCAGGAGAUCAACCAGCUGCUCGCCGCCCUCGCCGUGCAGGACCCACUCUCCUUCCUGCAGGAUCCCCUGCAUGAGAGUCUCAGGAAAUCGGACUCGCAUGGGAUCCAGGAUGCGCCUCCUGCCACAUUCAGUCACCAAGAGCUCACAGAGGUCAUCUCGCUAGGAGGAGUGUAUACGAAGCGCAUGGCUCUCGUGUAUGGACGCUCACCAACUUUGGACACAAACUCAGCCAACGACCACCUCAAGAUUUCCUCGGACCUUAGGACGGUGACGUGGAGCGAUGUCCCGCAGCGUCGCCCCCAUCACCCACAUCGUUUUGAGUACCAGUGCCAAGCGCUGUGCUCUGAGAGGUUCUCGUCGGGUCAGCACUACUGGGAGGUGGACGUGGGGAGCGCGUGGGGGUGUCGGGUUGGAGUCGCGUACGGGACGAUCCCACGGAGAGGGGAUGGUGGUGAGUGCCUCCUGGGAGAGAGUGACGUCUCAUGGUGUCUACGGAAACAAGGCGACAGCUUCUCAGUGCGGCAUGGCGGGGUAGAGACCUCACUGUCGGUGCCGGAGCCUCCGCGGAGAGUCGGGGUCCAUCUGGACUGGGACGCGGGGCUGCUGACGUUUUACUGCGCCGACUCCAUGGCGCCAUUGCACUCGUUUCACCAAACCUUCACUCAGCCCCUACACCCUGGGCUGUGGCUGGGGUGGUGGGAUGAUGACGAUGAGUCAGUAACGAUUGUGGAUCUGAGUGGUGCGUCCUGAGAGAGAUGAACGUGAACAGAGCAGAGGGCAGACGCCACGACGCACGGCGCUCGCCACCCUCGUCACCGUUACGUGCAGUGCCACGCCCUUGGCUGGCUGGUGGCUGUCGGUGGCUAGGGGCUGCGUGGCUCUCCAUCACAACGGGGGGGCUGAGCGUAAACAAUCCUCACAACCUUCAUAGGGGGGGUGAUAAAAUAAGUACCGCUCUGUGUGUGUGUGAAGCCAACGUGGAUGUAUUCACCCUCCCAGAGGAGUGUGACUGUAGUGUAGGGGUGCAGUGAUUAUCAAUGGUGAACUAGGAUGUGUUUAUACACCGGUGGUGUCAUGGAUUGUG